Phycodurus eques (leafy seadragon) is the source of this 3892-nucleotide messenger RNA. It is a transcript of the gene shoc2, whose product is annotated as SHOC2 leucine rich repeat scaffold protein. NCBI's taxonomy places the organism in Eukaryota, Metazoa, Chordata, Actinopteri, Syngnathiformes, Syngnathidae. Gene Ontology annotation, molecular function: protein phosphatase 1 binding. The record is from RefSeq and is a predicted model, not a curated record.
UUAUGUAAAGACUCAUUUUGUAGUCUCACAUGCUGUACAGAGUUCAUACCCUACCAUACACAGUAACAACAUAUUCAGUUUAAGGAUAGAAGUAGACUUUACACCGAUUACAUCGACCGAUAAUUAGCAUUUUAUGCUGAUUGGCUUUGUCAUAAUUCGCCGAUCCGAUCAAUGACCUCAUUGUUGUUGUUGUUGGACAAAAUAGGGAAAAACGUGUGUUGGUGGUCACCGGUGCUCAGGACAGGAGAGGAUGUUCGUUUAAGACUUGCUUGAGGCGGAUUACCAAGACUUUGACGACCCUUUGAUCCUAAAGGAAUUCCAGAAGUUUGACCUAAAAGUCCCGCAAUUGUAUGCAGCUUCAAUGCUUAAGUAUGUGGCCCACGGAUGCCACGAUCCAGAGUCUUCAACGGAUUUUUUACUCACUGACAUUUUAACAAAAAAACAUUUGAAAAGUGUUACUAAAUCUCAAGGAGAAUCAGAAGUGUGUGGUCCUGCAGAGAUGUUUUCUUUAAAAGCCUGCUCACCUGUCUGUGUCAAUUUCUUUCCUAAAUAAGUAACCUGACAAGUAACUCAUGAGCAACUCUGCAAGACGCCCGAUAACGUCGACAUGAGUAGUACUUUAGGCAAAGAAAAAGAUUCAAAAGAAAAGGACCCUAAAAGUGGUUCAGGAGGCAAAGAAAGGGAAAAGGAGGCCAAGGCUCUGGCAGGCCUAGCCAAGGAUGGGGGCAAAGAAACCAAGACCAAAGGGAAAGAAACCAAAGAAGGAAAGAAGGACACCAGCAGCUCAACACCGGGUGUUGCCUUCUCCGUUGACAAUACGAUAAAGCGGCCAAACCCAGCACCAGGUACACGCAAGAAGUCCAGCAAUGCCGAGGUGAUUAAGGAGCUUAAUAAGUGCCGGGAGGAAAAUUCCAUGAGACUGGAUCUCUCUAAACGGUCUAUUCACAUGCUGCCCACCUCCAUCAAGGAGCUGACACAGCUGUCUGAACUCUACCUAUACAGCAACAAGUUGCAGAGCCUACCACCUGAAGUGGGUUGCCUCUCAGGCCUGCUCACUUUGGCCUUGAGCGAAAACUCCUUAACCAGCUUGCCCGACUCACUGGACUCCCUCAAGAAGCUUCACAUGCUUGAUCUCCGGCACAACAAGCUGAGGGAGAUCCCGCCAGUAGUCUAUCGAUUGACAUCACUGGCCACGCUCUACCUACGCUUCAACCGCAUCACCACAGUGGAGAAAGACAUCCGGAACCUUUCCAAGCUCAAAAUGCUCAGCAUCCGGGAGAACAAGAUAAAGCAGCUUCCCGCAGAGAUAGGGGAACUUCGCAUCCUCAUUACUCUGGAUGUUGCCCAUAAUCAGUUGGAGCACUUACCGAAGGAGAUUGGGAAUUGCACACAAAUAACCAACCUAGACUUGCAGCACAAUGAGCUUUUAGACCUCCCAGAGACUAUAGGAAACCUUGCCAGCAUAAACCGCUUGGGUCUGAGGUACAAUAGAUUGUCAGCCAUCCCCAGAUCAUUAGCCAAAUGUCGAGAACUGGAAGAGCUAAAUCUUGAAAACAAUAACAUUUCAGUGUUACCAGAGGGCCUCCUGUCAAGUUUGGUCAACCUGACCAGCCUGACACUAGCAAGGAACUGCUUCCAGUCAUACCCUGUGGGUGGACCAUCCCAGUUCUCAACCAUCUACUCGCUCAAUAUGGAGCACAACCGCAUAAACAAGAUCCCUUUUGGAAUCUUCUUCAGGGCCAAAGUUUUAAGCAAGCUUAACAUGAAGGACAACCAGUUAACUUCUCUUCCCUUGGACUUUGGCACAUGGACCAGCAUGGUGGAGCUUAACCUAGCCACCAAUCAGCUGACGAAAAUCCCAGAAGAUGUCUGCGGUCUGGUGUCUCUUGAGGUGUUAAUAUUGUCCAAUAAUCUUCUGAAAAAGUUACCGCAUGGUAUCGGCAAUUUGAGAAAGCUUCGGGAGCUUGACUUGGAGGAAAACAAGUUGGAAUGUCUCCCCAAUGAAAUAGCAUAUCUCAAGGAUUUACAGAAAUUGGUGUUGACAAAUAACCAGCUGACAACGUUACCCAGAGGCAUUGGCCACCUCACCAACUUGACUCAUCUGGGUUUGGGGGAGAACCUGCUGCAACAUCUUCCGGAGGAGAUUGGCACACUGGAGAACCUGGAGGAAUUGUACCUCAAUGACAACCCCAACCUACACAGCCUGCCCUUUGAGCUGGCCCUGUGCAGCAAGCUGUCCAUCAUGAGCAUUGAAAACUGUCCCCUCAGCCACCUGCCGCCCCAGAUUGUGGUUGGGGGGCCCUCCUUCAUCAUCCAGUUCCUCAAGAUGCAGGGACCUUACCGUGCUAUGGUCUGAGGAAGAGCCCACCCUCAUGCCUGCUUGCCCAUCCCAUUCUGUGUAUCAUCCACUGUAAAGAAGUCAGCCACCUCCCACCAUCAGUGUCGGGGACUAAGCGGAGGAGAUGGAGGGAAAAGAGAAUAUUUCUCUCCGUCGUUGAGGCAGACGCAUUGGAGUCUCUGCAUUGCUCCACUUCAUUACGGUCAUUCACAGACCCCUGUCACCCACGCUCAUCUUCCCAUUUCGAAUCGUACAGGAGGAAAAUAUUCCAAUCUCUUUGCCAAAACUGAAGACAUGAAUUUCUAUAUUGAGUAACUGUGACUAAGUGGCAAGUCUUUUAAUCAUAUAAACCGUGCUCCCAUUGCCAAUGUAUUUACAGUAAUUACAAGCAUCUGCUAUGUGAGCGAGGAUACAGCUAUAUGCAAAAACAAACAAAACAAGUCUUUGGAUCGUCACAUUUACUGCUGCUGCCAUAAUUUAAAGGUGUCAUUCUUCUUUUGAUGUUUUCACUUUUGACAUAAACCUCGCUCUUUUGAAAUGUUAAUUGCUUCUUGACCACAGAGAACAAAGGUCUAAUGAUGGUGUGUUUAUACUUUUUUUGUACUUUCUUUUUGUUUUUCUUUUCUUUUCUUUUUUUUUUUUUUUUUUUUUUACAAUUUUUAAAUCUUUUUUUUUUAAUUUUUAUUUUAUUUUUAUUUUUUUUAACUGUGCCUAUGUUUAGAGUGAUCCAGUGGUUCAUUUCUAAACACUAUUGUCCAUGAGAAUACAAAGACAUAAAUUAUUUCAAAAUUUUCUUAUUACUACUGUUUUUACUUUUGUGUUGCUGUUGGAUGAAUCUAUUUCAGUGCUAUCAUUAGUUAUGAAAUAGGGCAAUUGGAUUUUUUUUUUAAAGAAAUAGCAGCAGUAGUUCUCAAAUGUAAAGCUAGUAAUGUAUACGUAUGAAAAAUACCAAUAAAAAAAAGCAAGUUGGACUUUUUUUCAGUGUGGGUGGUGCCAUGUGACCCCACCUCCAUCUGUUGUGUGAUAAAAAGAAACGUAGGUGAUGGGAUAAAUGACCGAUGUUUUUAUAUAAUGUAUACAAAUCCUGGUUGUUGCCUUGAGUGUAAUUUUAGUUCUGUUUACUUGUUUGAUAUUCUCUUCAGUGUUGGGCUGCAUAGCUGUCAUCCACUUGAUCAUUGACCAACAUAUCAUACAUUUUUAAAGGACUUCACUUGGCGAGUGUUUCAGAGCCUCAAAAAAAGGUUUGAUAAUAAAACAUUGGCAGGUAAUCCCUUGACACCUUUUUUUAAUAUUAUGUCCUUAAUUUGUCUCUUAAAUAAAGUUCCCAUCUAAUUUAAUUUGUUUUUAAUAUGAUAUUUUGUCCCACACUGUCCCAGUAAUGCUGCUGCUCUUAUGCACUUUUUUGGAAUAAAAACAUUGGCAUCCUCUGUUCAACACAAACACGGUCGCCUCUCAUCGUUUAUUUUUCAAUGGAGGCAUUUUCUUUCAUAAAGUAAUUGAUCUGUAAGCUUAUCUUGUAAGUUUGCAUCACUUGGAAAUAAAUUAGUUUUCCAG